ACUGAUUAGUGUACAUAGUAGACUAACCAAAUUCAAGGAAUUAAACACAGAAAAUGAGAAAACUCAGCAAAUGUCAAAACUAUCAACCACUUGAAUUUAAAUUUCCAAGCUUUCUUGCUAAAAAAAGAGUAGAUAAACAAAUCAAUCAACCACCAUUAAAAUAAAGCAUAAUCAAUUUCUCCAUGUUCAUCUCUUAACCCAACUCAUGCUAUCAUCAAUUCUUCGAAAACUACCCUCACAAUUCAACCUACACAUACCAAUACCAUUUAUACCAAUACCCAUUAAACAAAAUCCAUCAUCAACUUUCUCUCUCUUAAUGGAUUCCCACUCCCCCAUUUCAUCUUCUCUAAGACUCUCCGCCUUAGCACAGCAGCUCCGCCUCUACAAACCCCCGUCACCAAUCGAUGACGACGAUGCCGCGGACAUCGAAGAAGUGAGUGGCAAGGUUGUAGCACAAGUUGGAUUUGCUCAAUCUACCAACCCAAUUGGUCAGGAUUUGGAGAAGGUCAGAGAAUUUAAGGAAGAUGAUGGAGAAAGAUUUAAGCCUAAAAGAGCUGCUGUUCUUGUUUGUCUUUUUGAAGGGAUUGAUGGGGAUCUUCGUGUUAUUCUUACUAAACGAUCUUCUCGCCUUUCCACUCACUCUGGGGAAGUGGCAUUGCCUGGAGGAAAAGCUGAGGAGGGUGACAAGGAUGAUAGGGAUACUGCAACAAGGGAGGCAAAGGAGGAAAUUGGUUUAGACCCAUCGCUGGUGAAUGUUGUGACCACUCUUGAGCCAUUUUUGUCUAAGCAUCUCUUGAAGGUGGUACCAGUUAUAGGGAUACUGUCCAAUAAAGAUGCAUUCAAGGCAGAUCCAAAUGCUGCUGAGGUAGAAACAGUAUUUGAUGCUCCCUUGGAAAUGUUCAUCAAGGAUGAUAAUCGCAGAGCAGAGGAAAGAGAAUGGAUGGGAUACAAAUAUUUGAUUCAUUUUUUUGAUCAUGAAACAGACAACAAAAAGUAUGUGAUAUGGGGCCUUACCGCUGCAAUUUUGAUUCGAGUAGCAUCAGUUGUUUAUCAAAGACCACCACCUUUUCUGGAGCAAAACCCCAAAUUUAAGGUUCCUAGCUCUGCUGAUAAAGACACUGUUAUGCGUUGAAUUGAUUGAAAAUAAAUUUCAGCUACAUCUACAUCUCUUAGUUCUAUCCAAAGUAGAACACAGGAGUGUGCAAUAUGUAUGUAGAGGUAUUUAAUAAUAGCUGAAUGCUGAAAGCAAUAAUAUAUAAUCCUAGUAGGUCUGUUUUGGAUGUGUCAUUUUUUCUGUUAGUAAUGCAAUUGGUAAAA
This is a messenger RNA of Chenopodium quinoa (quinoa), 1317 nucleotides long. RefSeq names its product nudix hydrolase 15, mitochondrial-like. Gene Ontology annotation, biological process: coenzyme A catabolic process. The transcript is spliced from 4 exons. The coding region runs from base 206 to 1132 and encodes 308 amino acids. Gene Ontology annotation, molecular function: acetyl-CoA hydrolase activity; coenzyme A diphosphatase activity. NCBI's taxonomy places the organism in Eukaryota, Viridiplantae, Streptophyta, Magnoliopsida, Caryophyllales, Amaranthaceae. The record is from RefSeq and is a predicted model, not a curated record.